GCUAGUGGCUGUCUCUGCCCACUGAAACUAACCCUUUUCUGCUUAUCAUCUUUCUAAAAUUCUUCAUUUCUCUCCACGCUCCCAGUCCCACUUGCAAUUUCCCUUAAACUUCUCUUCAACGUUUAGCUUCCUUCACAAAUGUUAACUGUUUAUUAACACUGUAAAAGUGUUUGGUUUUAUCAUGAGGAGAGAUGGACAAAGAAACUAACCAGGAAGCCGCCACCCCAUCUCUCCUCCCCCCGAAUAACAAACAAGACUCCCCCAAAAAGCCCUUCACUCCCACCAACGACAGAUUGAAGCGUGAUGAAUGGAGUGAAGGAGCCGUUUCAACGCUACUUGAAGCUUAUGAGAACAAAUGGGUGCUCAGAAACCGGGCCAAGCUCAAGGGCCAAGAUUGGGAAGACGUUGCGAGAUACGUUUCGUCGCGAGCCAACAACACCAAGUCUCCCAAAACGCAAACGCAGUGCAAGAACAAGAUUGAGUCUAUGAAGAAACGCUACCGAUCGGAGUCUGCUAAUGCUGAUGGAUCGUCCUGGCUUUUGUAUCCUCGCCUUGAUCUUUUGCUUCGUGGAAGUGCACAGCUUCCCCCACAGCCGCAGCCGCAACAGCUGCAGGGUCAACCGGUUAGUCCUGCUUUGAUGCUGCUUGAACCGGCGCCGCAGACAGUGCUGCCUCCGGUGGCGGCUCCUCUACUAACCGUACCAGCGGCUGCUGGAACCACUCAAAACUCACAUGGGUCCAAUGGAAUUGAUAGAGCUGCCAAGGAAGAUGGUGUGGAAACGAAGGUAUCAGACCAUUUAUCAGACAAGAAAGCAAUAGACACAGACAGCAGCACACCAGCUCUAUACAGUAGUGAAGAGGAGAAGAUAAGGGCGAAGAAGUUGAAGACGAAAAUGGAGAAAAAGAAGAGGCGAAAAAGGGAAGAAUGGGAAAUAGCAGAAAGCAUCCGGUGGCUUGCAGAAGUAGUGGUUCGAUCAGAAAAAGCAAGAAUGGAGACGAUGAGAGAGAUUGAGAAAAUGAGAGUUGAAGCAGAGGCUAAAAGAGGAGAAAUGGACCUCAAAAGAACAGAGAUUAUUGCCAAUACUCAGCUUGAGAUUGCAAAGCUGUUUGCUUCAACAAGUGGAAAAGGGGUUGAUUCUUCCCUAAGGAUUGGAAGAAACUGAAAUCAUAAUUUUAGUAAAUAAGAAGUAUAAAUUUUGGAUAAGGAUCGGAUAAUCUUGAUUAACUUUCCCUCCCGUACAAUGAUCCACUAAUUAAUUAUAUAAAUGUAAUUUAAUGUUACUUAGCCUUGUGUACUGACAAUGAUGAGGAAGAAUGGGAAAUCUUAAGAAUGCAUUGGUAGCC
Molecule: messenger RNA, 1344 nt
Organism: Mangifera indica (mango)
Lineage: Eukaryota; Viridiplantae; Streptophyta; Magnoliopsida; Sapindales; Anacardiaceae
Product: trihelix transcription factor ASIL2
Exons: 2
Coding region: 192-1163 (323 amino acids)
Cellular component (GO): nucleus
Molecular function (GO): transcription cis-regulatory region binding
Source: RefSeq, a predicted model, not a curated record